AAUUGCCAAAAUGGUUCGCUCAUCUAGUUCGCAUGGACCAGCCAACCGGUUCGGCCGUGAACGGCAACAGCUCUCAAUUGAACACCGAACGGCGAACACUGGGCGCUUUCUAUUUCAAUGCAUUUUCAUUAAUUGCUCCAGUUUGUUAAGUGAAAAUCAAUCAAUGCAAUUGCGCGCAUCCGGAAGUAUUACGACAUAUGUAGCGUGCCCGCAUUAAAAAGAAAUUCAACGCACGUAGGCGCCGCCACAAGGACGUUUGAGGCUGUCAGCCGGAGAGGGCACAUUUGACGUCAGCAUCCACAAUAGCACAACAGCAAAAGUACAAAGAACAGUUCAAGAAGUCUCGCAAUGAUUCACGUUGGCGAAAACUCAUGGAAUCUGCGCAUCUUCAUAACGGAUCUGGCGCUGGAGCGCACAAUGCGCGUGCGCGGCGAUCAGCACCUGGGCAGCAUACUGCUGCAGCUGGUCGAUCCGGAGAAUCCGAAGGACUGGUCCGAUCAUGCGCUCUACUGGCCGGCCAAGAACGUUUGGCUAACACGCACACGCGCCACCCUCGACCAGUGCGGCGUGCAGGCGGACAGCUUGCUGCACUUUACGCCCAUGCACAAGGUGCUGCGCGUUCAGUUGCCGGAUCUGCGCUAUAUAGACUGUCGGGUGGACUACUCGGCGAAGACGUUCGGCGCUGUUGUGAAUCUGUGCAAGCAACUGGACAUACGCUAUCCGGAGGAGCUGUCGUUAUGUAAGCCGCUCGAGGCGGAGCAUCUGAAGAAGAACUUUGCCCAGCUGCCGCAUCUGAAGCGUGUGCCCAUAGCCGAACCGGAUGGCACCACAUAUCUGCAACCGGCACCGGAUACCAACUCAUUUGUGCCCAUCAAUUCGGGUUUUAAUGGCGGCAGCAAUGGCAGCCUGGACAAGCCAUCGGCGCCGGGCCUGUUCUUCUGUGCGCCCCUGUCGCCGCACAAUGCCGCAGGCAGGCGUUCACCCACGCCUCAUACGCCCGGCAACUGGAAGCCCAGCCAAACUGGGUACGGCACCUACGACUCCUCCUCUAGUCUGGGCGAUUUUCAAGAGAACUUGGCCAGCUCGCCGCAUACGCCCAGUGCGGAUGUGCGCGCACGCCUAUUGCGACCCAAAUCGCUGGUGGAGAAGGCACGCCUCAAUGUUGGCUGGCUGGACAGCUCGUUGUCUCUCAUGGAGCAGGGCAUACGGGAAUACGAUACACUCUGUUUACGUUUCAAGUACUAUACGUUCUUUGAUAUGAAUCCCAAGUACGAUCAGGUGCGGAUCAAUCAGCUAUACGAGCAGGCCAAAUGGUCCAUACUGAACGAGGAGCUGGAUUGCACCGAGGAGGAGACGCUUAUGUUUGCCGCCCUGCAAUUUCAGGUGAACCAUCAGGUGGACAUGCAGCCGCUGGCAGCCAUUGACUCGGGCAUUGAGACGUCCAGUCAGGAGAACGACGAUGAUGAUAUCGAUUCCGCGCUCAAUGAGCUCCAGAUCACACUGGAAGGCAGCAAUGCACACGAUCCCGUUAAUAUCACACGCAUACCGGAACUCUCCGAUUAUCUGCGCUUUCUCAAGCCUCAACGUUUCACGCUGAGAGGCUACAAACGCUAUUAUUUUAUUUACCGCGACUUGCAUUUGCAUCUUUACAAGACGGCCGACGAUUCGCGAUGCACUGCCCCCGCGAUUACCAUCAAUUUGCGCGGCUGCGAAGUCACACCGGACGUGAAUCUUGCGCAGGGCAAAUAUGCCAUACGCCUGGAGGUCUCGCCCGAGGACCAUCAUGGACCCAACAGCGAGGUCUGGGUGCGCUGCGAGAACGAGCAGCAGUACGCCAAGUGGCUGGCAGCCUGUCGCUUGGCAGCCAAGGGUCGCUCCUUGGCCGACAGCACAUACGAGAGCGAGGUCGAUGGCAUCUUGUCGCUGCUGCAGAUGCAGCGACCCGUGCACGGCGUGCAUGUCAACAUUGAUCCGCGGAGCGUGGAUGCCGUAGACUAUCUGUCACCCAAGAUGCUGCGCAAGCUGUCCGGCAAGGCGGUGCAGCGCAUCCUGGAGGCGCAUGCCAAUGUGCGGGAGCUGACGCUGCUAGAGGCCAAACUGAAGUACAUACAGGCCUGGCAAUCGCUGCCCGACUUUGGCGUCUCGCUGUUCAUCAUCAAGUUCGAUGGCCAUCGUAAGGAGGAGCUGCUGGGCGUGGCUCACAAUCGCAUUAUGCGCAUGGACCUGAGCACUGGGGAUCACAUCAAGACCUGGCGCUACAACAGCAUGAAGGCCUGGAAUGUCAAUUGGGGCAUAAAGUGCAUGAUGAUACAGUUUAAUGACGAGAAUGUUGUCUUCUCUUGCCACUCCGCCGACUGUAAGGUGGUCCAUGAGUUUAUAGGCGGCUACAUUUUUAUGUCCAUGCGCUCCAAGGAUAACAAUCAGACGCUGAACGAGGAACUCUUUCACAAGCUGACGGGCGGCUGGUCGUAAAUUGAAUAUUUUUGCUAAUUUAUUGAAAUCUUUUGUUGUUGACAGUGGCCUUGCUUAGAGCCCAUUUUUAUAACCUGACGAAUGUCCCUAAUCAUUUUUGGACGGAUGCCUUUUUGAAGCGUUUAUCUUAACUAAUCCUGGAUGGAUUCUAACUGAUUUUAACUGAAAGUCUACAAUACUAGCCAAGGGCGCUUUUGCCUUCCUAACUUUAAUAACUGAGCCUUUCUACAACUAACUUUUAAGCAGAAAUAAAAUGACGCAUUCUAACAAA
Molecule: messenger RNA, 2743 nt
Organism: Drosophila virilis
Lineage: Eukaryota; Metazoa; Arthropoda; Insecta; Diptera; Drosophilidae
Gene: Fit2
Product: Fermitin 2
Biological process (GO): cell-matrix adhesion; integrin-mediated signaling pathway
Cellular component (GO): cell-substrate junction
Molecular function (GO): integrin binding
Source: RefSeq, a predicted model, not a curated record